Molecule: messenger RNA, 3018 nt
Organism: Volvox carteri f. nagariensis
Lineage: Eukaryota; Viridiplantae; Chlorophyta; Chlorophyceae; Chlamydomonadales; Volvocaceae
Exons: 13
Coding region: 1-3018 (1005 amino acids)
Biological process (GO): protein ubiquitination
Cellular component (GO): Cul4A-RING E3 ubiquitin ligase complex; membrane
Source: RefSeq, a predicted model, not a curated record
AUGCACGUCGCACUUGAUGAUGAGUCGCCAUUUGUGGCGAACGCCCGAACCUUGGUGUCUUUAGCCAUCAUCGUCCUGGUGGGUUCUGUGGCUAGUUCAUCGGGAGUCGGGGGCGGCGCCAUCUUCAUCCCGCUGUUCAAUGCGCUCGUUGGCUUCAACCUCAAGUCAAGUACCGCGCUAUCUCAAGCAUGUAUUACCUUUGGAGCCGCCGCCACUUUACUUGCCAACCUCAUGCACCACCACCCGAGCGACCCAACGGUCGCUCUGGUGGACUUCACCCUCGUUGCGGUCCUGACUCCAAUGCUCCUGAUGGGGGUUGGAAUAGGUGUGCUGCUCAACGUGAUGCUCCCCUCCUGGUUAUUGACGACUUUGUUGUUGCUGUUGCUAAUAGCGCUCGUGGCGCAGUCGCUCAGUAAGGAGCACCUGCCAGCCAGCCAGGAGCCUGUGGUGGUGAAGUUGAAAAAGGGGCGCGCUGGAGGGGAGUGUUGGAGGGAGGAGGGCGACGUGGCUGCACUGCAUGAGCCGCUACUGCUGCCUGGUGGCGACGGCGGCGGCGGCGGGCCCGGUGGUGAAGACGUUUUGCUGACGGCGGGGGCGGCGGCGCUGGGGUCUCCUCGGUCGUGCUUGACACCCGCUCCUACUGCCGUCUGGAUUGAUCUUGAAGAAGAAGGCGACGUCGGCGGCGGUGGUGAUGACGUUAGUACGGCACCGGUGGUGGUGGUGGCGGCGUACGGCGGCGCACCGGCCGGUCCGGCGGACCUGAUUGAAUAUGACAUUGCUGACGCCGACAACGGAGGCCUGCAAGGUGUUACGGUUGUUGCGCAUAACCAUAAAGCAUUUUCUGCUACCGCCGCUACUGCUGCUACUGCUGCUACUGCUGCUUCAGUUGGUGGUGGCGCUGGUGGUAGUGUUGGCCAUGCUUGUGGUGUGCAUCGAGGUUGGUGGGGGACGCUACCGCCGCGGCAACUGCAACUGCAUCGUCAGCCACGACAGGUGAUCGGGGCCCCCAGCGGCUUUGGCUCCGGAACCAUUUCACGGAAGUCGCCGUUCCUCCUCCAGAGCACCAUCACUCAGCGCAGCACGGAUAACACGCCAAACGCCGCCGCUGCAGUGCCGGCAGCAGCGGCAGCGGCACCGUUGCCUCCGCAGGCCGUCGCAGCCUUUGCCGAGGCCCUCGCGGCGGCGCUAGCGGCGGCCGCCGCAUCGACGCCGUGUACGACAUGGUCUUCGUCUUGGGUGGCAGCGGCGACGUCGCUAUUUGCGCUGGCGGCGCCGUCGUGGCGUGCCUUCAAUGAGUUGGGCUUUGUUGAGGUUGACGACGGCGACGGUGGUGAUGAUGACGAUGAUGACGGCCAUCAGGCCGCCGCUGCCGCCGUCGACGACGACAGGGCGGAUACCGAGGAGCUGACGCCGCCGCUGCUGCCUCAUUCGGACCGCGAUGCUGCCGGGGGCGACGGCGGUGGCGGGAUCUUUAGCACGGCCCGGCACGCGCUGAUGGUGGUCGUGGUGGAUUCAGGGGAUGGUGAGGCUCAGAUUGCUAGCAGUCCUGGCGGCGCCGCCGACGGCGCGAAGCUGCCGUCACUACACACUCCGGAGCAUCGGCGGUCGUGCGACACGUACGGCAGUUUGGACGGCGGCAUCGUUACGGAGCAUGAUGCCGUCGACGCUGUGGCUGCUGUAGCGUGCGGCGCGCAGGUGACAACGGCGGCGGUGAUGAUGGCAGCGACAGGCGUAGUGGUAGCGGAGAGUGACGCCGCGGUGCCGUUGCUACAGCCGCUGCUGCCGCUGCGCGACUCCCACGGAGAGUCCGCGAACGACAAAGACACCUCUUGCUUAUUUUCGGAGCGCAGUUGCCUGGCAUCGGCUGCUACUGCUACCGCUGCUGCUUCCGUCGGAGAUGCGGCGGAAGACAGCACUGCCGUCGCCACCAGGGGCGACUGCGACGGCGGUGUAGGCGCCGCCCGUACAAAUAUUGAUCCCGUGACGGCACCACCGUCGUCGUCAUCAGCCGCCGCCUUUCCAACUACCCAGCGCAAGGCCCGUGGAGCUAAGUCUUAUGUCCGCAGCCACGUCUCGAGGUGCUCGUCCUUAUGGUGGGGUUUGACAGCCAGCCAGGCGGCAGUUUCCGCCGCGUCGGCGGUGGCGACGGCGCCGUCAGACCAGCCUCUCCCGGACGACUUGCAGCGUCAGCAGCUGUCAAUCGUACUUCGCGCGCCGGCGGCGGUGUUGGCCGUCACGUGUUGUGCGGGUCUAGCCGGUGGCUUGCUGGGUAUGGGUGGCGGUAUGGUGAUGGGCCCUAUGAUGCUGCACCUGGGACUGCACCCGCAGCCCCCACCCUCGCCCCCUCCCUCGUCUCCCGCUGCCCACCCCCUCAUUCCCCGGCCGGGGGUGCUACGGUGCCUUCGUCACACCAAUCAGGUCACAGCGGCCACCAGCGGAACCAUGGUGCUCUUCUCCUCCUCCGCAGCCCUGGCACAAUUCGCACUGUUGGGCCGCCUGAACGUUUCGUACGCGGUCGUAUUUGGAGCCGCCAGCGCCGCCGCCAGUGCAGUGGGCAGCCAGGUCCUGAGUCGCGCAGUACGGCGCAGCGGCCGCCCCAGCUUGGUGGUACUUGCGCUCGCUGCGGUGAUGGCGGCGGGAGCAAUUUGUGUGGCGGUGUACGGUCUUUGGGAGGGGAUAGAGGAAAUCCAAAUGCGCAGGCAUGGCGGUGGCGGUGGUGAUAGUGGUGGAGGAGACGAUCCCAGAUAUGGCGAUGUCCUGUGUACCUGUAUGUAUGUUGAUCUGUAUGCAGAGAUGUAUGUAUGUAUGUAUGUGUACGUGGAGCUCGUCAUCUGCGGGUGGAUGGAAGGCAGUGGGACUUAUUCUCCAAACACAGGAAUGCAGGAGGAGAACGGUAUGAUGUUGUGUCUGUGUGGGCAGGCAUCCACCUGGGGGCAGUGCACACAUGUCUGCAGCAUGCGGGCAGGAGUGUUAGCAGACCUGGAAGCUCGGGGCUCAUGUAUAGACAUACAUACGUGA